AGCAUCCAUCGGGCGCCUCCUCUGAUUAUCUCACUGACAGUCAGAGGGGAGGCCUCUUUGCAUCUCGCUACAUACGAAACUUGAGCACUGUGCACAUUUAUUGUGGCCGUCUCUAGUGUUACAAUGAAGCCAUCGGGAAGUACUAUGAUAUCUUCAUCGAGCAACCACACCCUGAACUCAACAGGUGGUGGCUGUCCAUGGGAGGUCAGCGACAAGGCCAGACUGUGUCGCUUCCUCUGCUAUGGCUCGGAGGGAGACCUAUACACAGCCAGAGAGGAGGGUCAUGUCACCAUGGAGAGCGCUGGAACCCUGCUCUCCAUGCUGCAGGAGGGCCGAGGUGCUGAGGUGGUGGAGGAGAUAAAAAGGUUCACUCAGGAUGGGCGAGCCGUCGGACUCGGCCCGUCCUUUUUUGCCUUAGCUUUGUGCUCCCAGCACUCAGAGCUGAAGACCAGACAGGCAGCAUUCAAAGCCCUGAAGGAAGUUUGUCGGGACCCUGCCCACCUGUUUUCAUUCAUCCAGAACAAGAAGGAAUUGAAAGAAGGUAUGAAGUGUGGUAUUUGGGGACGUGCCCUGAGGAAAGCAGUGUCUGACUGGUACAACGAGCAAGAUGCCAUGAAUCUGGCUGCAGCGGUGACCAAAUGUAAACAGAGAGAAGGAUGGUCACACCAGGAUCUGCUUAGGCUGUCUCACACUAAACCAGCUAAUGAAGCAAUUGCCUUGAUCUGCAAAUAUGUAACAAAAGGAUGGAAAGAAGUCCAGCUCGCUUACUCUGACAAAGAGAACUCAGAAGAGGUUGUCAAAGUGCUUUCGUAUCUUGAAGUGGUGGAGAAGGUCAAGCACAGUUGUGAUGAAACAGAGGUCGUCAAUUUAAUAGAGGAACACAAACUGGAGAGGGAACAGCUGCUGACAGACCACCUGAAGUCCAAACCGGUAUGGAGAGCUUUGUUGAAGGAUAUGCCUCUCCAAUCAGUGCUAAGGAUCUUGGGUAAGAUGACGUCAAACAAUAUUCUUGAACCAGGAAGUUCUGAAACACAAGAUAUAUGUGACAGAAUCCAGAGCGAGACGGCACUAACCAAGGCAAAGAUUCAUCCUUUCAACAUACUCUUGUCUUCUGAAAACUACAAAAGAGGCCAAGGCUAUCAGGGUAAAACGAAAUGGGAACCUGACCGCAGCAUCCUCAAAGCAAUGGACUCUGCCUUCUACAAGAGUUUUACGAAUGUGGAGCCUGUGGGUAAACGCUUCCUUGUGGCAGUAGACGUGAGCACAUCACUGAGCAGCAUUGUCCCAGGGACGUCAGUCAGCACUGCAGUCGCCGCUGCAGCUAUUACCAUGGUUUUUGCGAAGACAGAGGCAGACACGCAUGUGCUGGCCUACUCUGAAGGCGCUUUGGUUCCAUGCUCCAUCUCUGCUGACAUGACUCUCGCACAAGCAACAUUUGAACUGGUGAAGAUCCCAGGUGGGAGCACAGACUGCACCCUUCCCAUCACAUGGGCCACAGAGAAUGGGAAAGCUGUAGAUGUGUUCAUCAUCUUGACCAACAACCCGCUGUGGACGUUUACUGCCAGCCCAGUGCGGUCUCUGAAGAAGCAUAGACAAAAAUCAGGAGCCAAUUCCAAGUUGGUGAUGUGUGGACUGACUUCCAUCGGACACGCUAUCGCAGACACAGAAGACAGGGGUUUAGUGAGCAUCUGUGGCUUUGACCUAGGAGCUUUAAGCGUCAUUCGUAACAUAGCCCAGGAUCUGAUCUGAUAAAAGUAUUGUGAUCGUCGUUAUAGCACAAAGGGAAGGCACUAGUGGGCUCACUUAGCAUGUAGAGUGCACUAAAACAGCACUAGGUCAAGAUAUUGACCUGUACAAUUACAAUUUCUCUAUUUGUAUUAUGCGGCUUACAAGUCAAUUGACAAAUUGUUCAGCGGGCUGGACAACACUCUGCAAAUGUUAUGUGCAUAUUUUUUCUAUUGGAAAAGGAAGUGAUCAGACAUGAUAUGUCGUUGCAUAUCGUGUUGUCAAGAGUUUAACUGCAAAAGAGAAAAUUCUGCACCUUUUUAUGUGGAUGUCCAAUCAGUGUUGAUAUUAAAUGUCGUCCACGUUAAGAGUGGCACAUUUCACUUUUAAGUGCUUUGAUGGUACUUGGUGAGACACUAACCCAUUGAAGACAUUUCCCUCAUUGCUAGCAACAUGUUGGCAGAUUAAAUAAUGGGACAAGAGUCAGAAAAUGUAAACCUUAGUGCAACUGUAGGUUUAUUUUAAGAGAUUUACUGUUUCUAGUAUGUAUCUAUUUUAUUAUUUGAUCAGGUUUGAUGUGAUGGUAGAGGCAUUUUAAAUGUGAAAGCCUUACUUCUUAUGUAGCAUUAUUGUAAAUGAUUAACAGAUAUAUUGUGAAAGAGAAGAGUUAAAACAAAGCACCAAAAGUCAACGGACUACAAUGUAUUCUGUUGGCUUUUCAAAUUAUUUGAGUUAUUUGGUCAGAAAAUAUUUUUUUGUAAUAUUAAUGUCUAGAACUCAUUUACACAACUUUAGCCGAGGUACAAUUUUUGUAUUAACAUUUGUUUUCCCCUUUUAUUCUAUUGUAAUUUAAAACUGUGCUCGUGUCCAAUGCAAGAAAACAUGUGGUGCUCUAAAAUGUGAUGACACAUUUUUGGGGGAAUAUUUGAGAUUUCGCUUUGUGAAACAAUAAUGCCAAUGUUUGGAAAUAUAAAUCAGUUUACUGUAGUUUAAUUUCACAGUAUUGUAAUGUCCGGGAAACAAAUCAUUGCUAUUUAACAUCUGUUUACUGAGACUGAAUCUUCACAGUAAUAUUUCUGUAUUUUGAUGUAAGAAUGUUCGUUAUGCAAAAACUAACCGAUAACUGCUAACCUCCCCAGAAUAAAAUUAAUAUAAUGUACUUUUGUAAAACAUGUAACUAGAGAUUUAAAGUACAAUGUACAAACCAAUGCUGAUUAAAGUGUUGUAGUGUCCUUGCAGCGCCUGGUUAAUAUCCUUUAGGCAGGGUAGAGCACCGCCUAUUGUAUGUCCAGCCUAACAAACCACUCUUUACUGACCGCAUUCACUAAACGUGUCAGUUGUCAUUCACUAACUGGUGUACUUCGCUCUUCAUAAAGAGGAACACAUUCCUGGUCAACGUUACUGUGAAGGAUUUUGGUCCAUGAAUGCCUACACUGUCGUUUCCAAUGGAAAGAUAAUGUCCAGUGGUCGGUCAAAGGUCAACAUGUUAUAAAACUAAAAUAUGUGUACGAUAUGAGCGUUACGUUUGUAGUUGAAAGUAUGAUUGCAUUACACAAGAUAGUUAUUACGAGGUUCACAAGUGUUUCACCACCAUGGUUAACUUUUGCCCUAUCAUGUUGUCUGUUGACUGUUGACUGUAAACUCCUAAUAAACACUUUG
This is a messenger RNA of Cottoperca gobio, 3384 nucleotides long. It is a transcript of the gene ro60, whose product is annotated as Ro60, Y RNA binding protein. The coding region runs from base 124 to 1749 and encodes 541 amino acids. The record is from RefSeq and is a predicted model, not a curated record. The transcript is spliced from 9 exons. Gene Ontology annotation, molecular function: RNA binding. Gene Ontology annotation, cellular component: ribonucleoprotein complex. Lineage: Eukaryota; Metazoa; Chordata; Actinopteri; Perciformes; Bovichtidae.